Messenger RNA from Sphaeroforma arctica JP610, 299 nucleotides. RefSeq lists its product as hypothetical. The transcript has a single exon. Bases 114 to 299 code for a protein of 61 amino acids. NCBI's taxonomy places the organism in Eukaryota, Ichthyosporea, Ichthyophonida. The record is from RefSeq and is a predicted model, not a curated record.
AGGCUCAUUUGUUAAUGUACCAGGUGGAUACGACCUGAAAAUAUAUUGAAUCGUGGUACAUAUAUGUGCAGCAAUCGAUUAUAAGUCUACUGACAUAUUACAUACAAUAAAGUAUGGCUGUAAGUGCUGUAGCAGCAAGCAGCACUGCUUCUAAUAGAAAUAACCCGCCAGUUAAGGGCAGCGGAACAGUGCCGUGUGCACGAUGGCGGCAGAUAGACGACCCACUGUUGAUUACAAAUAUGGAGCAGCUGGAGAGUGCUGCUCUGGUGCACAAGUGCACGCAAUUCUCACAGGUAUGA